Molecule: messenger RNA, 7401 nt
Organism: Sciurus carolinensis (gray squirrel)
Lineage: Eukaryota; Metazoa; Chordata; Mammalia; Rodentia; Sciuridae
Gene: Kansl3
Product: KAT8 regulatory NSL complex subunit 3
Exons: 22
Coding region: 839-3526 (895 amino acids)
Biological process (GO): positive regulation of transcription by RNA polymerase II
Cellular component (GO): NSL complex
Source: RefSeq, a predicted model, not a curated record
GGCGGGAGGCGGGGGCCGGGCGGCUCCUCCUCGUCGCGAACCCGCGGCGACCUUGGCCAAGUCUCCUGGGCCCCGGAACCGCGGUCGCGUCGGCCCUCUGGGUCUCACGCCCUGCCUCGGGGAGGGGCGCCUCGAGGUUCCGUGGCGGGAACCCGGAGGCCGCCGGAGUGGCGGGCGGUUUGCUGGGGCUCCGCCGGGCGGGAGGACUGGCUCCCGGGGAGCGCGCCCCGCUGUAUUUCCCCAACUUCAGCGUAUCGUGAAGUCGCUGCACAACUUUUGUUGAGCAUAACACGGGAGCAGGGGAGAGGGCACCCGGGCCGAUUAGCCGCCCGGCGGCCCGCGUCGCCCUGCUUGCCGGAGGGGUGCCCACGAGCGCGCCCGGCGCUGCCCACUUUUCCUUUAGAGAAUGGGAACAGCAGAGCCGUAGCUUUUUGGAAUUCAUGGUUGUGAUACCUGUUGUUUGCUAGAACCCUUCCCACCCACUUAGGAAAGUGUGGUGCUGACCGAGUACGUUCAGUGGCAGUCCAGGGAGGUCUUUGUGAACCGUGGAGGCAGUCAGCGCUCCAGUAAGGGGAUUUUGGAGAGGUUGCUUAGGGUUAGCUCAGGGUACCAUCACCCCUUUGGUGGUAGUUCUGGAAUCUCAGGCGCCGUCCCAGCGUGGGUAGAGAUGUGCUGUGUAAUAGACACGCAGUAGGACUGGUAGCGGGUCCCAGAAGCAUGUUAGAUAGUCUUGGUUGGGAGAAAUUUAGACUAUUCGAAUUGACUUAAACCGGAACUUUUUGCCGCAGGUGACUAGCAUGCAGAUACCCAUGCUCUGACUUGCUGCCCCUCUACUGACAUGGCCCACCGGGGUGGGGAGAGGGACUUCCAGACUUCAGCUCGUCGCAUGGGCACCUCACUGCUCUUCCAGCUUUCAGUGCACGAACGGGAGCUGGACCUGGUUUUUCUGGAUCAUAGCUAUGCCAAGCCAUGGAGUGCCCACCCAGAUGCCAGUAGUGCCCGCCCCACCCGCAUGCUCUUUGUUACUCCCCGGAGGCAGCACGAGAAUACCAUUGAAUCAGACGUCCCAAUAGAUGUGGAGACUGUCACAUCGACUCCCGUGCCACUCUAUGACAAUCAGAAGGCGCGCAGCGUGAUGAACGAGUGCGAACGGCAUGUCAUCUUCGCCAGGACAGACGCAGAUGCCCCUCCUCCACCAGAGGACUGGGAGGAGCAUGUCAACAGGACUGGCUGGACAAUGGCCCAGAACAAGCUCUUCAACAAGAUCCUCAAAGCCCUGCAGUCUGAUCGCCUUGCCCGCUUGGCCAGUGAAGGGGCUUGUAACGAGCCAGUGCUGCGCCGUGUAGCCGUGGACAAGUGUGCAAGGCGGGUGCGGCAGGCCCUGGCCAGCGUGAGCUGGGACACCAAGCUGAUCCAGUGGCUGCACACGACCCUGGUGGAGACCUUGAGUCUGCCCAUGCUGGCUGCCUACCUGGACGCUUUGCAGACCCUGAAAGGAAAGAUCCCGACCUUGAUUGACCGCAUGCUCGUGUCCUCCAACACGAAGACGGGGGCUGCCGGAGCUGAGGCCUUGUCGCUGCUGCUGAAGAGGCCCUGGGACCCUGCCGUGGGGGUGCUUUCUCAUAACAAGCCAAGCAAGCUCCCUGGCUCCCCUCUGAUUCUCAUCGCCUCCUCGGGCCCCUCCAGCUCCGCCUUCCCCACCUCCCGCCGCCACCGCUUCUGGCAGUCUCAGCUGUCCUGCUUGGGCAAGGUCAUCCCCGUGGCCACCCAUCUGCUGAACAGCGGCAGCGGGGUGGGCGUUCUGCAGUGUCUGGAGCACAUGAUCGGGGCCGUGAGAAGCAAGGUGCUGGAGAUUCACGGCCACUUCCCGCACAAGCCCAUUAUCCUGAUUGGCUGGAACACGGGAGCUCUGGUGGCCUGUCAGGUGUCAGUCAUGGAGUACGUCACUGCCGUUGUCUGCCUUGGGUUUCCUCUGCUCACUGUGGACGGCCCCCGAGGGGAUGUGGAUGACCCCCUCUUGGACAUGAAGACUCCAGUCCUCUUUGUCAUUGGUCAGAAUUCCCUGCAGUGUCACCCUGAAGCCAUGGAGGACUUCCGGGAGAAGAUCCGUGCCGAGAACAGCUUGGUGGUGGUGGGGGGAGCUGAUGAUAAUCUCAGGAUAAGCAAAGCAAAGAAGAAAUCAGAAGGGUUGACUCAAAGCAUGGUGGACAGGUGUAUUCAGGACGAGAUUGUGGACUUCCUGACGGGAGUGCUCACUCGCGCCGAGGGUCAUGUGGGCUCUGAGCCUCGGGAUCAGGAUGCUGAGAAGAAGAAGAAGCCCCGUGACGUGGCCCGCAGAGACCUGGCCUUUGAACUCCCUGAGCGGGGCAGUCGACCUGCUUCCCCAGCCGCCAAGCUGCCCGCCUCACCAUCAGGCUCAGAGGAUCUCUCCAGUGUGUCCAGCAGCCCCACCUCCAGCCCCAAGACCAAAGUGACCACAGUGACCUCUGCUCAGAAGUCCAGUCAGAUCGGGAGCUCCCAGCUGCUGAAGAGACACGUGCAGCGGACAGAAGCUAUGCUGACCCACAAACAAGCCCAGGCACAGUUUGCUGCUUUUCUGAAACAAAACAUGCUGGUGAGGAAAGCUCUUCCUCCUGGCGCCUCCUCCUGUCUCUUUGAACCAGCAGAAGAGGCAGAGAAGGAGGAGCUCCGGGUCCAGCUGAAGCGGCACCAUCCCUCCAGCCCUCUUCCUGGCAGCAAGACCUCCAAGCGACCCAAGAUCAAAGUAUCCCUCAUUUCUCAGGGGGACACAACUGGAGGACCUUGUGUUGCUUCCCAAGGAGGCGCUCCGGAUGCUGCCGGCGGGAAGGCCAUCGCUGUGACCCUGGGGCAGGUGUCAGCAGGGGGACUUCUCCCCACAGCCAGGUCCAGCGCUUCUGAAGGCAUCGCAGCCAGCCCAGCCCCCUCGGUCUCCAGCAGCACCACGCCCAGCGCCCUGCACACGCUCCAGAGCCGCUUGGUGGCCACCUCUCCUGGCAGCUCCCUCCCAGGUGCCCCAUCAGCCAGCAGCCUCCUACAAGGCCUCAGCUUCAGCUUGCAGGACAUCAGCAGCAAGAGCUCCGGGCCCCCUGCGAACCCCGGCCUCCCUGGCCCUGGGCCAGCCGCACAGGCCACCAGUGUGAAGUUGCCCACCCCCAUGCAGAGUCUGGGUGCCAUCACCACAGGCACCAGCACCAUUGUGCGUACCAUCCCCGUGGCCACCACUCUCUCCUCCUUGGGCGCCACUCCUGGUGGGAAGCCCACGGCCAUCCACCAGCUACUGACGAAUGGGGGCCUCGCUAAGUUGGCAAGCAGCCUCCCUGGACUGGCUCAGAUCUCUAACCAAGCAUCAGGCCUGAAGGUCCCCACCACUAUCACUCUCACUCUCCGUGGCCAGCCGAGCAGAAUCACCACGCUCAGUCCCAUGGGCUCAGGAGCAGCCCCGUCCGAGGAGUCCACCUCCCAGGUGCUGCCCUCCAGCUCCCAGCGCCUGCCUCCAGCACCCUGAAGACGCCGUGCAUGCGUCCUCCUUGCCAGGUUGGUGACGGCCACCUCGCGCUGGGCUGGUGCGCGGUCCUGCUGAGCUGCGUGUCUGAAGACCUCUUUAAGAAACGGUCAUUUCUGCCUCUCCGCCAACUGUCACCAGGGUUGGGCCUCUGAAUCUCGAGAAGUCAUGAGGCCAGGUGGUACGGCACAGCCAGGGGAGCACAUGGUCCAGGACCUGCAAGUCUGCUUCCUGCGAUGCCCGCCGCCUCCGCAGACGUGGUCGUGCGUGGAUCAGGGCUCUUCCCCGCCCGGCACAGCUGGACCUGCGUCGGUGCUUGCUGCCUACUGCAUGUCAGGAGGGGCCGCGAGCCUGGUCUGGCUGUGGAAGUGAGGAGUGGGAGCCGCCAGCCAGGGUUCAGGACCAGCGGGGCUCGUGGUGGACGUCACUUGCUUCACUGAGCAGCUGUGGGAUGAGAAGCUGCCUCAGGUACUGAGCAGCCGCUGGCGCUCCUGGCUCCGCAGUUCCCUGGUGAAGGCAGAGAACUGGGCCGUGCCGUCUUCCAGCCCCUUUGCACUGUAGGCCGCGGGAGCGGCGGCUGCCAGGAGGUGACAGCUGGCCCUUUGUCCUCUUCGUCGUGCAUGGGGCGGUUCCACAACUGGAGAGCCUGCAGGUCCAGAGGGGCUGCGGAGGAGUGAGCAGCGAGGACAGCUGGCGGACGUGCCAGAGAGCCCUGCGGUGCAGGCGACUUGGGCCUGGGCACUGGCUGGGGUCAAGAAGCAGGACUGCCAAGUCGGGGCCCAGCUGCUGUAGUGCCGAGCUGUCCCUGGAAGCAUGGGCAGCAGGGUGACAAAGGACAUGCGCCAGGGUCUCUGUUUCCGUUCCACACAUUGUUCUGUCUUUUGCUUCUCAGUGGCAGCGACCUCACUGGGCAGGUUCUGAGUGCCAGCCUGAGCCCUGCAGGUCGUGGUCCCCAGGGACCUGGUGGCUGAAGAUGGAACCCAGACCCCCACCCCACCCCUUCCUUCCACACCUCCAGGGUUUCCAGCCGGCUGAUGAAGAGGCCAGCCCCUUGUGACCGUUCAGCCAGGACCACCUGUGUUCAAUCCCAGGACCUCAGAGCAGCCCGAGCAGCCAUCACGAGGGUGUGUGCAGCGUUCAGGAGCCUCAGAGAAGGCAGGGCGGGGCCAGUGCGACAGGAGUGGGGCCUCCCUAUAGCCCAGGCCCCUCCCUGGUCUGCAGAGCUGCACAGCUGGGGUUCACAGGGCAGGCUGGCAUGUUUGCAUUAACUGGUAGGCACCUGCUUUCUGGAGUCCAGGAGGCAUGUUAGUAAAUUUGAGGAAGGUAUGAAAUCUGAGACAGCCAAGGCUCAGGGGUUUGGUGGCUUUGUAGAGGAUCGCAGCUCGCCAGAAGAGCAGAGCAUUAGCACCGUGAGCCUGCGUGACGCCUUUGGGACUCGUUUAGGACAUGCAGGAGGCCAUGGACAGCCCUUGUGACCGGAGAGCAGCCCAGAUGACACUGGAGAGGCUGCUCCUGAAGGUGCUGGGACCAAAGGCAGACUCAGGUGUUGUCCUGCCUUGAUGGCAGGUCCUGUGAGUGACUUCUGAGGCUCAGGCUGUACGUCUUCACUGCAGAAGUGGAGCUGUGGGGACACCCACUGAUCCUCGCCCUGGAGGGACUGGCCAGCAGGGGACAUGGUUGAGGUCCAUGGAGUCACACUCCCCGGUCCAUCUCCAACCCCCUUUUGAAAUAUGGAAGGAAGUUUUGCCCUCCCUCUCUGGUGGCAGACCUGGGGGCCACGCCCUCAGAGGGCAGUACUCUUGGUGGGGAAUGCGGAAGGAUCAAGAAGCCUUUAAAUUCUUGGAUGACGGAUGUGGUUGAUGUCCUGUGGAAGAGUCCUGAGCUUUGAGGAGGCGUCACUGAGGGGCAAAGACCCCAUGUCCACCCUUGGUCCCACUGCUAGAGCAGCCUCGGGCUGGAUGAGUUACUUAGCUGAGCACUGUGACAGUUCUGUCCUUACAUUGGCAGAAACAAUUAAAAACCCCAGACCAACCCGUGGAUUGCUCCAUCCUGUUUUCAUUUGACUUGGUGUUUUUCUGUGCCUGGUGAACGAGGCAGGAGACAAGGCUGAGGUCACUCGAAGCACGCAGGUGUCACGGGCCGUGCUGGGUCCUUCCAGGAAAGAAGCUGCAUCGUGAACAGCAGUCACAGGUGGAGCCACCACCCGGUAGUUCUGUGAUGGUCCAGUCUUCUCCUGAGACCUGAGCACACGCAUGACCCGGAAGGUGAGUCGCGUGGACACGCGAUAGGUCCUUCUGCCCUCCCUCUUGCACCUUUGAUAUUGGCGCGGGUUUUUGCAUUUCCUUUUGGCCUUACGGAAGCCCAUGUGUUGCAUGCGUAUUCUGAUUUUAUAUUCAGAGCCUGGGGGCUUGGCCGCAGAGAAGGGCCACAGGUGCCCUGGGUCCACUGUCGUUCAAACCAGAGCUGCAGGCCCGUUCAUCGGCCACCAAGGUAGCGUGGGAACCGGAGGCGGGCGCCAGCGAGGAGUGGCGGCAGGAGCCAGCCCUCCCUCCUUCCUGCAGCCCUGGCCUCCCUCCGUGCUCUCGCCGGAGCUUCACAGAACCGAGGCCAAAGCAGGACCGCGUGGCUGUGGGCCAAGGGGUUGAGUCCUCUUACUCACCGACAUGCUUUCCGUCUCCCUCCUCCAGCCAGGAAACUUUAUUUUUUUGGUUUUGCUAAUUCUGCUCCUUUGACCUGUGGGUGCUGGGCACAAAGAAUUCUAGAUGUCGAGACUCGGGGCAGCAGGGCAGGCUGUCAGGAAGAGGGCCCGGCUCUGCCACAGGGCUGUUCUGGGGCUGAGCGGUCCGCUCCGGGUGGAGCACUGUCCCCCGGUCCUCGCGCAUGCGCCCCUCGCGCUUGGGCCUCUCCCCAGCCUCUGCCUCCCUGCGGCCUCUGCGAUUCCAGGGCCUCACACUAGCCAGUGCUGGUGCCGCUCUAGCCGCUUGCAGUUUCCUGCUGAGCCUUCGGUCAGGCCAGGCUGCCUCCACACGUGCGUUUCCACCUUCACCUGCCUUCACCAGGCCCCUUGCCGCCUCUCAGCCUUCACUAGACGCUCUUCGUAAAGACAACCGUUGUGCGGGGCUGGGCUGGGCUGUCACUGUGGUAGAGCACUUGCCUAGCAUGCUCAGGGCCCUGGGCGUCAUCCCCAGCACUGCCAGAAUCACACCAGAACUCCAGCCAUGUCACUGCGUCAGCAAGUGACAGACUCACAGGCCUCUGCUCAGUCCCCCCGACAGCCGCUAGGAUCACAGGCAUGCCACUGUGCCCGCCCCUCUGUUGGGUCUCUGAACACAGGUUCUGUCUGGGGCAGUCUGUCCUCUUGCCUGCGCUCCCCCAGCCUUUCCCCGUUCAGAGCCUCAUGAACACCUCUGUCCCCUAGAACCUCCCCUGCAGUUAGUGCAGGGUCCUGUUAUGUGGCUUUAGUGAUGAGAUGCCCCCCUUCCAAUUUUUUCUUUCUUUCCUUUCUUUUUUUCUCUUUGUCUCACUGGUGGUCGAGCCCAGGACCUCACACAUUCCAGGCAAGUGCUCUACCACAGGCCACAUCACCAUACCCCGAAUUUUAUGUGCCUUUGUUUCCCCAGCAGUGCUUACGUGAUCAGGUCCAGCCUUGGCCUCACGUCAUGGGGUUAAGCCCCCGUGCCUGUCCUGUAUUCCACCAGCCUGUGCCGACUCGGCUUGUCCCAGGUCUUCCUGUUCCACCCAUCCCCUUGCACACUGCUCACCACCUGGAAGUUCUUGCGUACCAGCUGUGUUUUUCUUUCUAGUUCCUUCCUUUGUUGUGGUCCUCACCCAAACAGAUUACAUGACCCUUUUUUUUUUUUUGUACAGGGGACUGAACC